AUGGAACAAGAAAUAAGAGUUGUUGUUCUUGGGUGGCAGAAAUCUGACAAAGCCUCAGUGAUAAACAGCAUUUUAGGUGUUGAAGUUGAGUCUGACAAAUUAUUUGUGAAAUCUGUGAGGAAAGACGGUGAAGUGAAUGGAAGGAAGAUAACUCUGAUCAACACUGCAUGUUGGUGGGAGAAUUUUGGUUUGCAAGACUCACCAGAGGUUGUUAAACAAGAGCUGGUUUGCAGUGUUUUCCUGUGUCCACCAGGACCUCACGUCUUUCUACUGGUCAUUAAUCUCAGUUUGCCUUUUACUGAAGAAAACAGACUCACCAUUGAGCAGCACCUUGGUCUCUUCGGUGAGAAAAUUUGGAGACACACCAUAGUGUUGCUUACACAAAACGAUUCACCGAAGGACAAAGAUCUUCUGCUGAUCAUACAGAGAUGUGGAGAAAGAUAUCAUGCCUUUGAUUUCAAAAACAAAAGUGAUGGAGUCAAAGAACUACUUGACAAGAUUGAUGAUAUUUUGGCAUCGAACAAUGGCAAGCAUUUUGAAACACAUGAUGACAUGCUGCAUGACAUGAAGAGAAAGAGGGAUGAAAAUGAAAGACGAGCAAAAGCCAGACAAGAAACAGUUCAGGGCAAAAGAGACCUACUGAAAGAAAUAAAAGCUGUGGCUCCGCUCUCAGAACUGAGAAUUGUUCUGCUGGGUUGGAUUGUGUCUGGGAAGAGUUCAACUGGAAACACCAUCUUCAAUCAUGAAUUAUUUCAGAUAGGAAGAACGCAAAAGUGUACAAGCCAUACUGGUGUUGUUAAUGGCAGAACAAUAACUGUGUUAGACACUCCAGGCUGGUGGAAGUAUUUCUCCUCUCAAUUCAACCCAGAAUUUGCACAGGCUGGAAUCCUGGAGAGUGUAGGCCAAUCGCAACAAAUGCAGUUCCCUCACGCCAUGAUCCUAGUGAUUCCUAUUGAUACUUCAUUCAAGAAUGAACAAAAAAGAAUCAUUAAAGAGUACAUGGCCACUCUUGGAGAAGACAUCUGGAGACACACUAUAGCUCUGUUCACAUGGGGCGACAGAUUUCCAGACAUCUCAAUCGAGCAGCACAUUGAGAGUGAAGGUGACGCCCUCCAGUGGCUGGUUGAGAAAUGCAGGAACAGAUGUCACGUCUUUGACAACUCAAACAAGAAUAACCCAGAUCAAGUCACAGAGUUGCUCCAGAAGAUUGACGAGAUGGUGGCAGAAAACAGUCUGUUCUGCUUCAAUACUCAGUGUGCUUCAGAAAAAAACAUUAAUGAGACUGACACACAACAAGAUGAGGAAAUAAGUCUGGAUGCUGACCAUGUGCUGCAAUUACUACAGCAAGAGUUUCACAACAGGAUUAAUGGGAUC
Sinocyclocheilus grahami is the source of this 1374-nucleotide messenger RNA. Its product is annotated as GTPase IMAP family member 8-like. The transcript is spliced from 3 exons. The record is from RefSeq and is a predicted model, not a curated record. The annotation marks the transcript as partial. Gene Ontology annotation, molecular function: GTP binding. NCBI's taxonomy places the organism in Eukaryota, Metazoa, Chordata, Actinopteri, Cypriniformes, Cyprinidae.